Gadus chalcogrammus (walleye pollock) is the source of this 1861-nucleotide messenger RNA. RefSeq names its product hydroxymethylglutaryl-CoA lyase, mitochondrial-like. Gene Ontology annotation, biological process: L-leucine catabolic process; ketone body biosynthetic process. Gene Ontology annotation, molecular function: hydroxymethylglutaryl-CoA lyase activity. The transcript has 9 exons. The record is from RefSeq and is a predicted model, not a curated record. NCBI's taxonomy places the organism in Eukaryota, Metazoa, Chordata, Actinopteri, Gadiformes, Gadidae. Bases 45 to 1064 code for a protein of 339 amino acids.
UAAAGCUCCCUAGCGAUAAAGGAAACCUGACAGGCUAGAGCAACAUGGCGGCGCUCAUCAGAACCAUCAACAGAAGCAUUUUCAUCUCCAGGAUGGGUCAUCCAUGUUUAGCCCUCGGCGGCUCCGCUACUGUGGCUAAAUCAGUUGGUGGAAGUUCAAGUAAACGUCUUCCUGAUAGAGUGAAGAUAGUGGAGGUCGGACCCCGAGAUGGGCUUCAAAAUGAGAAGACAAUUGUACCUGCAGAAACAAAGAUUCGAUUAAUUGACAUGUUGUCCGAUUCCGGCUUGUCAGUCAUUGAAUCCACCAGCUUUGUGUCCCCCAAAUGGGUUCCACAGAUGGCUGACCAGAUGGAGGUCAUGAAGGGGAUCCGUAGGAAGCCUGGUGUCUCCUACCCGGUCCUCACCCCUAACCUCAAGGGCUUCCAGGCCGCUGUCGAGGCUGGAGCCUCGGAGGUCGCCAUUUUCGGAGCAGCCUCUGAGCUCUUCAGCAAGAAGAACAUCAACUGCUCUGUGGAGGAGAGUCUGCAGCGCUUCGAGCAGGUCAUGGUGGCAGCUAAAGCGGCCGGUGUUCCCGUCAGAGGCUAUGUGUCCUGUGUGCUUGGAUGCCCGUACGAAGGCAAGGUGGCACCUGCUAAAGUCGCACAGGUAGCAAAGCGUCUGUACUCCAUGGGCUGCUACGAGAUCUCCCUGGGCGACACCAUAGGGGUGGGCACCCCGGGGGGCAUGAGUGAGAUGCUGGAGGCGGUGAGCAAGGUGGUGCCGGUGGGGGCGCUGGCCGUGCACUGCCACGACACCUACGGCCAGGCCCUGGCCAACAUCCUGGUGGCCCUGCAGAUGGGCGUCAGCGUGGUGGACUCCUCGGUGGGCGGGCUGGGCGGCUGCCCCUACGCCCAGGGGGCUUCUGGGAACGUGGCGACGGAGGAUGUUGUGUACAUGCUGCACGGCCUCGGCAUCCAGACGGGCGUGGACCUCCCCAAGUUGAUGGAUGCCGGAGCUUUCAUCUGCCACUCCCUCAACCGAAGGACUAGCUCCAAAGUGUCCCAGGCCACCCACUGCAAGCUGUGAGCUGGGUCCCUCUCCCGCGGCCCACGUCUAGUGCAAUACAUCGUUUUCAAAGAAAGGUGCAAAGGUUGGGUUCGCUCGGGCUGGGAAGGUCAGGGUUUUGUACACGUGGCUGGCAACACCAAAACACAACAGCUGGUAACACGUUUGGUGGGAUUCCGUCGGAUUCAAAUGUGAGAAACGCAUGAUUCCUACUAGCGACACAAUCUGUGUCGCCUCUUGCUUAUACACAUGCAGGUGAAGUACAGGCCUGGGCUUUCUAUGAACUGCAUUUCUAUGAGGUUGAUUUCUCAACAUUGGUUCUCUAUGGUGCCUUAUAUGCAUAGUCUGUUGAAUACACCCAAAUGCCUGUCACAUGCUGUUAUGACAGAUUUUCUUUCCUCUUUGUCGUAAAACUCAACCUUGGAGACAGCCGUUCUUUCAUAUUUGUUAAUCUUCCGACAUUUUAAGGACUUGAGAAACCAGUAAUGAGGAUGUAUGUUGGGUGUGAUUACAAAGGGCACAAAUUUCUCUAUUUAUUAGAUUUCUAUGAGCAUCAGGGAAUAAUGGCUUAAUGGUGGUCAUGAGCUCUUUUCCAGUGGAAGAGGGGGGAUUAUCAGGUCCCAUGAUGCAACAGUGGUUCACAUUAAUUUAGCUUUUCCAAUGUUUUUUUAAAAGUGUGUGUGUGUGUCAUUGUGUGUGUGGGUCAUUGUGUGUGUGAGGUUCUUAAGAAUAAAAAAAAAAAACUGCUGUUUAUCAUGUUAAUGUCACAGUCUUGUCUUUUUUGACCAUGAUAAUUAAAGGAGCAUUUACCACCUUGU